Molecule: messenger RNA, 396 nt
Organism: Suillus plorans
Lineage: Eukaryota; Fungi; Basidiomycota; Agaricomycetes; Boletales; Suillaceae
Exons: 1
Coding region: 65-328 (87 amino acids)
Source: RefSeq, a predicted model, not a curated record
GUAAUUUUCACUAACUUGUCAGGAUUUAUUUCAGCCUUCAGGCCAUAUCACAUCCUCACUCACAAUGCGUUUCUCCUUUGCAAUUUUCCUCGUCGUCGUAGCUCAGAUGGCGUCAUCAAGCUCUGCCACGCCUGUUCAGGAUGGGAUCGAAGAUUGUCCCGUCUUUUGCGUCUACAAACACGAAUGCCGCAGAUGCCCUGGGAAAACUUGCGUGAGUUAUAGUGGUUUGUGUCCUGGAUUUAACCAUGACUCAUCGACACGGCAGUUCGCCUUUAUAUGUGCUGUGAGUAGUGUUUCUGCUUUCACAUCGGUGCAGUAUGGUUCAUGACACUGACACGCGAGUCACUAGUGAUCGAUUGCUGAGUUGAUCAACUAAAUAAAGUUUCCUGUUACUCG